AUCUGUUUAUAAAAUUUCCAUUUCAGACAUUCGAAUGUUUUAGUUAUGUCAUUUUACGCUGCUGCCAUCAUUCGCAGGUGAAAGCCGAACAAACGUUUGUUAUCGAAAGGCCGUUAUGUUGGUUAUACGUUGAGUGGUGAUUUUUCCUCGCCUGUGAGAGCGAAAAAACUUUAGCGUAAUGAAGAAGAAUGUUAUACAUGCCCAACGAAAGAGAAUUCAUGGACUUCCUGUAGCAGUAAACUCAUUCAGGAAGACAUUAAACAGCCUUUCGAGCAUCUUGAAGAAAAAGUUCUACAUAAGUAGUGACUCAUGUACCUUGAGUACAUUAGUCAGUAUAGGUAUUACCAAGAAAAAAGUGGGCGUGAUUCUCUUAAGAAAAAAUGCGGAAGUCCCGUCAUCGCGUUCAUCACUCUCAUCUGUAAAGACGAAAUCCGACGAAACGUAUGAUGUAACGUAUCAUUUUACCAAAAAACCGAUACAUUCGUAAACUUUUUUGACAACUGUCAACAUCUGCCAGAACUUGAUAUCAUUCCCCAGGGAAGAGAACCACAGCCACUUUCCACUCAGUGAAUCUGCUCCCCCGUUUUCAAGAACAGGAGUCCUAUCUGGAAUCCUAACCAGUAGGUAUUUCCCGCCAGAUGAAGCACAGACAUUUUAUUGUUAUUUAUUACUAUUAUAAGAUGUCCAAAUGUAUUAUAAAAUUGCAAACUAAAACAUGAAAUUAAAC
Acanthoscelides obtectus is the source of this 727-nucleotide messenger RNA. NCBI's taxonomy places the organism in Eukaryota, Metazoa, Arthropoda, Insecta, Coleoptera, Chrysomelidae. The record is from the annotation of a GenBank genome assembly.